UUUCGUAUUUUUUAAAUAUUCUUCACAAAAUAUUUCUAUCCUUUUCUAACAGAAGUAUCAAUUAAAGCGAUUGUGACCGACAGACGCGACAACACCGGUGUCUAAAAUUCUGAGAUAGUAGCUCCAUCUGAAUUGGAUAUCUUCGACAGGAGGUACCUAACCUAUUCUGUAUGCCGUACCACGUGUUUAUAAGCAAUAGGAAUAAAGAUAAGGACAAGUUGAAAGAGAGUGAUGUUUCUCAAUAACAAUUGAUAUUCAUAAAAGAAGAAGAAAUGGCAAGGUCAACUUCACGGCCGUAAUUGUUAUUGAUACAGUAUAGUAGUGUAGUUAAUUGAGACUAAAAAAUGAACCGAGUAACUGACGCGAAAGAAGUGAUCCUGACGAGCGACGCCACUGGGGAGAGUUGGAGCGCCGCUGUGUGGGAUCCCCGGAACGGUUCACUAUUAUCUGUGUACAAGAACGCGACGGCACUUGGACAUCGCAGCCUUCAGCUUUUGAGCGACAGUUACGUAUUGGGGGCGGACGCCACGAGACCUCGUAUACACAUCUGGCCGCUGAACAGCCCGUCACCGUUGCCCAACAUUCGAUUGAAUACGCCAGGUAAAGUCAACGCCUUGACCUGCACACCAAAUGGAUCCUAUAUAAUUGCCUCCGUGGGAGAGAAGCUGUUCAUCUGGCAGACGUGCAACGGCAGGCUACUGGUCAAUCUGACCAGGCAUUAUCAGACCGUCAGUUGUCUGGCCACUACGAAGGACGGUUCGUUAUUCGCCAGCGCUGGCGAAGACGGUCUGGUGUUCGUAUGGUCUCUUUAUAGUGCGCUGAACGACGCGCGUUGUUCGCCCGUUCACGCUUUCUCUAAUCAUAGCUUGCCAGUCAGGGAUCUGCACUUUGGUCAUGGUGACGCUCGCGCGAGAUUGUAUACAAUCUCGUUAGAUCGAACCGCGAACAUCUAUGAGCUUGGCAGUGGAGCUCUUCUGGUUUCCUUGGUGUUCGACGCGCCGCUCACAGCGGUCACCGUGAACGUUCGCGAGAGCGAACUCUUCGUGGGCUGCACAACCGGCGAGAUAUUCCAGUGUAACCUACACGAACCGCCACGUGGAGUCGAGCAUCACGUCACGGUGAGCUCGUGCGAAGAGAGCGCCGUGUUCCAGGCACACAAGUCAAACGUGACCGCCCUGUCGGUAUCCGUGGACUGCCGUACUCUGCUGUCUGGAUCUACCGACGGUGCAGUCCAUGUCUGGGACAUUGCCAGCCGGCAGGUGCUCAGGACACUCAAGCAUAAGGGACCAGUUACCGCUGCGUUUUUCGCCAAAGGAUUCGAUAAUUUUCGAGCCUCUGUUCUUAAACCACGCUUGCAAGGACGAAAUUCGGCGGAGAUCCUGAACUUCGAAUCUUAUGUAGAAGGAAGUAACGAUUUUCGAGGAUCGAAUCAGAUGUCGAAGAAGUUGGACGAUCUACAGAAAGAGAUUAACAAAUUAAAGAAAAUUAAUGCUGCCAUAUAUCAAUAUGGCGUUACACAUAUCUUAAAAAAGAUUGUUGACGAUUAAUAAAGAAUAUUGGAGCAUAAUCAUGGGAUUUUAUGUAUUCUUGU
Mycetomoellerius zeteki is the source of this 1591-nucleotide messenger RNA. Its product is annotated as WD repeat-containing protein 18. The transcript has a single exon. Gene Ontology annotation, molecular function: protein binding. The record is from RefSeq and is a predicted model, not a curated record. Gene Ontology annotation, biological process: DNA-templated DNA replication; rRNA processing. Lineage: Eukaryota; Metazoa; Arthropoda; Insecta; Hymenoptera; Formicidae. Gene Ontology annotation, cellular component: rixosome complex; nuclear pre-replicative complex. The coding region runs from base 345 to 1547 and encodes 400 amino acids.